GCGGAGACUCCUGUCAGACGUACACACGGGAAAGCGGAAGCUAGCGGUAGAAAUGUUUGUGUUGUGAUGAGGCACCAGAAUUAUUUGUACGUGUGUUAAAAUAUCAUGUUGUAAACUACGUACCGCGGAUUGAAUCACUUUUAAAUGCUAUUUAAAGGCUAAAUACCGACGUGUUUUCUUUCCUAUCGCGCUAUCUGACUUCUAACUGUACAGUAGGCGACAGUAACGCGAGACUAGGCCUAAUGUCGGCCAAAAUAUCCGCAAGUAAAGGCAAAGAUAGCGGCGAAGUUAUUAAAAACUACCACAAACAGGCGUUUGAAUAUAUAUCGAAGGCACUGAGGAUCGACGAAGAUGAUACAGGAGAGAAGGGGGAGGCUGUGCAGUGGUACAAGAAAGGGAUAGCGGAGCUGGAAAGGGGGAUAGCGGUGGAGAUCACGGGGCAAGCAGGAGAGCAGUAUGACCGAGCAAAGAGACUUCAGGAUAAAAUGGUCACCAAUCUCACCAUGGCACGAGACAGGCUGGCUUUGUUAGAAACAACGUUGGCAUCAAAAAGGGGAAGUGAUCCAAAGACGACCUCAAAUCACGUUCUUCCACAACCAAAACUUGUUCCUAAAAGCCAGCCUGGUGUGUCCACUAACAUCAGGCCGUCCUCUGCCGGCAGACCCCCAUCGAGACCCGCUGACCCUAAGGUGACCCCUCGUGUGGGAAAAAAUCAGAAUGGAAGACCUGCUGCUGUAAAACAGCCCCCAAAGAAGGACUUGAAAAACUUCAAGAAUGUGGACAGCAAACUGGCUCACCUGAUUCUGAAUGAAAUUGUUGACAGUGGAGCAUCUGUAUCCUUUGAAGACAUUGCAGGACAGAAUCUGGCCAAACAAGCACUCCAAGAAAUUGUCAUCCUUCCUGCGUUAAGACCAGAGCUCUUUACUGGCCUCAGAGCUCCUGCACGUGGUUUGCUUUUAUUUGGCCCGCCUGGAAAUGGAAAAACCAUGUUGGCCAAAGCAGUCGCUGCAGAGUCUAAAGCCACGUUCUUCAACAUCAGCGCUGCCAGUUUGACCUCUAAAUAUGUGGGAGAAGGCGAGAAGCUUGUACGAGCCCUGUUUGCAGUAGCCAGAGAGUUACAGCCCUCGGUCAUAUUCAUCGAUGAAGUGGACAGCCUGCUUUGUGAGAGGAGGGAGGGGGAACACGAUGCCUCUCGCCGUUUAAAAACCGAGUUCCUCAUUGAGUUUGAUGGGGUGCAGUCAGGAGGGGAUGACCGGGUGCUUGUAAUGGGAGCGACCAACAGGCCUCAGGAGCUCGAUGAAGCAGUGCUAAGGCGCUUUGCGAAAAGGGUUUAUGUGAUGUUACCAGAUGAGGAGACAAGAUUCACGCUGCUGAAGAACCUUCUGGGAAAGCACUCGAAUCCACUGAGCAAAAAUGAGCUGUCUCGUCUAGCAAAAGAGACAGCAGGAUAUUCAGGGAGUGAUCUGACAUCGUUAGCCAAAGACGCUGCACUUGGACCAAUUAGAGAGUUGGGGCCUGACCAAGUCCGUAGUAUGGCUGUUACUGAGAUGCGUAACAUCAAAAUGAAAGACUUUGAGGAUUCCCUGAAACGCAUUAAACCCACUGUUAGUCCAUCGACUCUCAAUAUGUAUUCCAAAUGGAACAAAGAUUUUGGUGAUACAACAGCUUUCUGAGCUUAACAGUUUCCUCUCUUUUACUCUACGGGAACAAGAUGUGAAUAACAUGAAUAAAACCUGGAACAAACCUUUAACAGGUUGGUAAAGCUAUGUUGUUUGAAUAUUUUGACAUUUGGAAGCAUUAUGGGAUAAUUUCCUGUUUUAUGGGAAAGGUUUUGCUAAUUAUUAUGAGUUUCUUCAUUGUGUUAUGACACCCUUAAAACACUGUCUUGCUACUUGAAAAUUCAAUAUUUAUUCUCAAGAAUGUCUUGGAAAAUUCCGAUUGAGUUUUCUCUUGUCUCAAGAGAGACGCCAGCUCCUGUAAAUGUCAUUCAGAUUAAUUUUCCCAUCCAUUAUGCACCUGAUUCAUUGACAUGUUGAUGUUCCUGAUCACCAAGUGCUCUCUGUAUGUAGGAACACGUACAAGAUCGGUAGCAGUUGGAUGUUUUUUUGUAUUUUAAGAUUUGUUUGGAGAGUUUUUCCAUUUGCACGAAUAGUUUGUAGAUACAAAUACUGAACUUGUAUUUGAAAGUAGGAGACCUAAUGAACUGUCGUGCUGCCUGACUUUUUUUUUAACAGAUGUGACAUUUAGUUAAGCAAAAAUGCAACAGUUUCCUACUUUUCUCAUUCAUCAAUAAAGACAUUCAUUGAAGUUUC
Messenger RNA from Acanthochromis polyacanthus (spiny chromis), 2312 nucleotides. RefSeq names its product spastin-like. Bases 243 to 1673 code for a protein of 476 amino acids. The transcript has 16 exons. NCBI's taxonomy places the organism in Eukaryota, Metazoa, Chordata, Actinopteri, Pomacentridae. The record is from RefSeq and is a predicted model, not a curated record. Gene Ontology annotation, cellular component: microtubule cytoskeleton. Gene Ontology annotation, molecular function: ATP binding; ATP hydrolysis activity.